AUGGCAGAACCACCAAUACCCCUCCCAGACGACGCCAACCCAGCCGACAUCAAAUCCCAAGUCCUCCAACUAACCCUCACCUCGAUCCAGUCCUCCGACAGCGACGAAAACCCCUGCGUCAUCUGCCUCGAAACCAUCACCUCCCCCUCGACUGCCCUCCCAUGCGGCCACUCCAACUAUGACUUCCUCUGCCUCGCCAGCUGGCUUCAGCAACGGCCCUUUUGUCCCCUAUGCAAAACAGGCGUCACCCAAGUCCGGUAUACCGACGCCGACACCCAAAACGAACACCUCUACAACGUCCCACCCCUAGCACCCACACCAGAACAACCUGCCCGGCAGACAGUCUCACGAGCGACCAACCCGGCAGACGUUCUCCAAUUGGGCCCAUUGGAUUUCGAGAGAUAUCUUUUCGGAGACGUCACCUCUAUCCAAGUCCCCCCAGUCCGGCGCAACCUUCGCCGAAGACAGAGCAACCAUCAGCCACCACCACCAUCCAGCACCCCCGACCAAGCCCUCCAACAACGCCAGCACAUCUACCGGCACAACCUCUUCUCUCUGCACAUCGGCUCCUCCCCCCACACAAGCUACUCUCCAUCCGUGCCCUCACCAGCCGUCCUCUCUUCCACCCCCCAUCUCCUAUCCAAAGCCCGCCUCUUCCUCCGCCGAGAACUGCAGGUCUUCUUCCCCCCAACUACGGCAGCUCCCUCAACGGGGGACAGCAUCCAUCAAAACAGGGAGUUUCUUCUCGAGUACGUAAUUGCCAUGGUCAAAACCGUCGACCUCCAGUCUCCAUCCGGAGCCGCCCACGCCGAGAAUCUACUCAGAGAUUAUAUAACCCUACCCGACACAGGUGAUGACAGGACAGCACUCUUUCUACAUGAACUCAAGAACUGGAUGAGGUGGCGGGGCGAGCCACCAGGGAAUGUUAGUCUUGAGGGGUGGGAUAGGGGGGUGCAGUACCCUUCGCUUGAUGAGGGGAGGAAGCGAUAA
Molecule: messenger RNA, 990 nt
Organism: Podospora pseudopauciseta
Lineage: Eukaryota; Fungi; Ascomycota; Sordariomycetes; Sordariales; Podosporaceae
Exons: 3
Coding region: 1-990 (329 amino acids)
Biological process (GO): protein polyubiquitination; protein monoubiquitination
Molecular function (GO): ubiquitin protein ligase activity
Source: RefSeq, a predicted model, not a curated record